AUGGAGAACCCAACGGAGAAGGCUCUGCUGCAGAUGGCAGAGACUAUAGAGCGGGCCAUUGAUGAUGAAAUGGAACACAUUGAUAAUAUGGAUGAUGAAGAACUGAUGUUGCUUCGGCGUAAGCGCCUGAAGACGCUAAAAGAAAUGGGGGAGCGUCGAGACGCGUGGUUAAAGAAAGGACACGGCCAACUGCAAGAAUUGACGGACCCGAAAGAGUUUUUUACUGCAGUGGAGCAUUCUGAACGUGUUGUGGUUCAUUUUAUGAGAAGAAGCACCUUGCGUUGUUCAAUUUUGGAUCGACACCUUCGAGCAAUUGCAGUAAAGCAUUUUGAGACGCGGUUCUGCUUCGUUGAUGUCGAGAGACUUCCUGUCCUGGCUGAAAGAUUCAAUGUAAUGAUGUUACCGACUUUGAUGCUUAUUGAGAAGAAGAAUACGUUUCACAGCAUUAUUGGUUUUGAUGAGUUUGGGGGAACAGAUGAUUUCUCAACAGAUACUUUGGUAAAUGUGCUCUCCCACUAUGGUAUGCUCAACGAACGUGGUAUGUUUUCAGCUGACCAGAGCAACGAGUAG
Molecule: messenger RNA, 570 nt
Organism: Trypanosoma rangeli
Lineage: Eukaryota; Euglenozoa; Kinetoplastea; Trypanosomatida; Trypanosomatidae
Product: ATP binding protein-like protein
Exons: 1
Coding region: 1-570 (189 amino acids)
Biological process (GO): microtubule cytoskeleton organization
Cellular component (GO): cytoplasm
Source: RefSeq, a predicted model, not a curated record